Soboliphyme baturini is the source of this 614-nucleotide messenger RNA. The record is from the annotation of a GenBank genome assembly. Lineage: Eukaryota; Metazoa; Nematoda; Enoplea; Dioctophymatida; Soboliphymatidae.
AUGAAACUGAAAACUUCGAGUUUUAGAGACACCACACCGAGUGACUUUGUUUUCAGUGCUGAUCGACUGGUAAAGUUGUACUCUGUUAAAGUGACACAAAUGAAUUCUUUUUUACAGAUUCGAUGUGUAGUCGAAGAAAGUCUGAAUCUGCUUCCAUACAUUGCUUGCAAGAUAGUCACGCCUACUGGUAUGUCAAUAAUUGACAUCUCUUAUCUCUGUUAUCUAAUGAAGCCUGGAGGCUGCACUUAUGAAGGGGUCGAAUUUUCUAAGGGAAAUUGCGGAGUUAGCAUCAUUAGAAGCGGUGAGGUAAUGGAGAAGGGUCUGCGGGAAUGCUGCCGCUCGAUAAGAAUCGGCAAGAUCUUAGUCCAGAAGUCGUCAGAGGCUGAUGAAGUACAAAUCGUGUACGCAAAACUGAUAUCGGAUAUUCAUAAGCGCAAAGUGUUACUCAUGUAUCCGAUCAUGAACACCGGAAAUACGGUAAUCAAAGCAGUGGACAUUUUGCGGGAUCAUAAAUGCGACGAACAGAACAUUAUUUUGAUGAAUUUGUUUUGUACACCGUCAAGUAAGAUUAUUUUUUUGUUAUCGUUUCGCUUAAUCAUUAUUACGGAGUGAUU